GGGAAAAAAAAAAGAAGAAGACGUAUUUUUACAUUGAACCACUGCUCCGAAGCGCUCUCUUUUGACCUAUCCAGGACUUGCCGUUCUGAUGUGUUCCCUUCUCCUAACCAAACGAGCUUCUUCAAAAUAUUCUCACCGGAUUGCGGCAAAAUACUACUGACCGAAGACCAACGCAAUCAAAAACAUCAACCUAAAGAGUAGAGACGUGCAUGAUGAGGAGAGGAAAUCCAGGCCACGACGAGCAAUUAAAAAACAAAGAAAAUGAGGACAUCACAGUAGAAGACCUUCUCCUGGAGAAGCACGAUCCCCCUGACGUUAAACAGGACAAGUCAGACAUGCUGUCCAUCAAACAGGAGGCGGAGCCAGUGACCCCCAGCAUUAAAGAAGAACAACAGGAAGAGGAAAUCCCCAAGUUUCCAAUGACUGUAAGAGUGAAGAGUGACGAAGAUGAAGGUCCAAGCGAAGAGAGCAGAGCAGCGAAACUAGCAAGCGGUAGCUUGUUCCGACACCUGCCAUCAAAAGAUAUCACAGUAGAUCUUCACCCGGAGAAGCCCGAUCCCCCUGACGUUAAACAGGAGGAGUCUGACAUGCCGUCCAUCAAACAGGGGGCGGAGCCAGUGAUCCCCAGCAUUAAAGAAGAAGAACAGGAAGAUGAAAUCCCCAAGUUUCCAAUGACUGUUAGUGUGAAGAGUGACGAGGAUGAAGGUCCAAGCGAAGCGCGCAGAGCAGCGAAACUAGCGAGCAGUAGCUUGUUCCAACACCUGCCAACAAAAGCUAUCACAGUAGAUCUUCACCCGGAGAAGCCCAAUCCCCCUGACGUCGAACAGGAGGAGUUGGACAUGCCGCCCAUCAAACAGGAAGCGGAGGCAUUGACCCCCAGCAUUGAAGAACAGGAAGACGAAAUCCCUGAGUUUCCAAUGACUGUUAUUGUGAAGAGUGACGAAGAUGAAGGUCCAAGCGGAGAGAGCGGAGCAGUGAAACUUGCGAGCAGUAGCUUGUUCCAACACCUGCCAACGAAAGGUGAGGGACGAUCGCAACCGGACGACCUCUUAGCGCCACUGUCGGACAACGACGACCUAAAAUCGAACUCUUCUGACAUUAACGCCGAUGAGAAGGAUGUUGGUUUUGAGCAAAAUGCUUCGAAAUCCUUAAGCAAGCCAUCACUGAGAAGAAACGCAAAAGAACGCGCGGGUGGGAAACCUUUUUCCUGCUCACAUUGCGAUAAAACAUUCACUACCAAGGAAUAUUUAAUGAAACACAUGUAUACACACACGGGAGGAAAACCUUUUCUCUGCACAUUUUGUGGCAAAAGAUUCACUCGCGAGGGAACUUUAAAAAUACACACAAUAAGACACACUGGGAAGGAUCCAUUCGUCUGCGCUCUUUGCAAUAAAGGAUUUAGUGCGAAGAAACAAUUAACAAGACACGCACGCACACACAAAGAGGAAAACUGUUUUCUCUGCACAUUUUGUGGUGAAAGAUUCACCCACGAGAAAACUUUCAAAAUACACAGAAGACGACACACUGGAAAAAAGCCUUUUGUCUGCCUUCUUUGCGAGAAAGGAUUUUGUGCAAAGGAUGAAUUAACAAGACACAUGCUUACACACACAGUGGGAAAGCCUUUUGGCUGCACAUUUUGUGGUAAUAGAUUCACCCACGAGAAAUCUUUAAAAAGACACGCAAUAAGACACACUGGAGAGAAGCCUUUUGUCUGCUUUCUUUGCGAUAAACGAUUUUGUGAAAAGGGAGAAUUAACAAGACACACGCUUAUCCACACAGCGGAAAAGCCUUUUCCCUGCACAUUUUGUGAUGAAAGAUUCACCCAUGAGGGAUAUUUAAAGAUGCACACAAGAACACACACCGGAGACGAGCCUUUUGUCUGCUCUAUUUGCCAUAAAAAAUUUUGUAGCAUGGAGGUCUUAACAAAACACAAGACAACACACAUAGGGAAAAAGCUUUAUGUCUGCACAUUUUGUGGCAAAAGAUUCACUAAGCAGGGAGCUUGCAGGGAACACACAAGAAUACACACUGGAGAGAAGCCUUUCGUCUGCUCUUUUUGCAAUAAAAGAUUUUGUUGGAGGCAAGCGUUAACAGCACACGCUAGACUACACACUGGAGAAAAGCCUUUUGUUUGCACAUUUUGUGGUAAAAGAUUCAGCCAGAAUACAUCUUAUCGUCUGCACAAAAGAACACACACUGGAGAGAAGCCUUUCGUCUGCUCUCUCUGCGAUAAAAGAUUUAUUACGAAGCAAGCGUUAACAACACACACUAGAACACACACCGGAGAAAAGCCUUUUGUCUGCACAAUUUGUGGUAAAAGCUUCGCCCAGCAGGGACAAUUAACGGCGCACAUCAGAGGGAAGCCUUUUGACUGCUCUCUUUGCCAAAAAAGAUUUUGUACGAAGCGUGAUUUAACAAGACACGCGCAUACACACCAGGUGGAAGGGUCACCCGAAAGCAAGAAUUAAACGAUUACACAAGAACACACACCAAGGAGAAACCUUUCACUGGCACCGUGUGGUGUAAAAACCGCCUCAGGAAGGGAACCACGGACAACUUGUAGUUCUUGAAGAUAAAUGUGAGUAUGAGUUAUAAUUAGGGCUGUCAAACGAUUAACAUUUUUAAUUGAGUUAAUCACAGCUUAAAAAUGAAUUAAUCGUAAGUAAUCGCAAUUACGACCAUCUCUAAAAUAUACCAUAUUUUUCCAUAAAUUAUUGUUGGAAAUAAAACACAAGACGGAUGUAUACAUUCAACAUACUGUGCAAAUGUACUGUAUUUGUUUAUUAAAUAGGAGAGUCAGUUACAUUCAUUAACUUUUCGGCCACCGGGGGGCAGACAACAAUAACGUAAGGAUUGCGUAAAAGGAUUUAUUCAACACAUACAAAAAAAAAACACGUGAUUGCCAUGAGGGAGACACAAUAAGGGUCUGUGACAGUAGGUUGGGAUAAAUUAACCGUUUAAGGUCUGGGCCUAUUUUGUCUGAUUUUGCAUGCCUUUGAAGUUGCCUUUAUAUUUCAAAGAAAGAAUGGUUUAUGAUGGCCUGGUUUGGUCCCUUUUUUUGUGACACCUUGAACUUCAUGUCCAAACUUGUUUCCUUCACUGACCAAUUAUAAAUCAUCAUUUUGGGCCCAAAAAGACCAAAAAUUCCAAAAUCGUUUUGUCAAAAUUUUUAAUAUUGAUGUCCAAUUGACAACCAAACAUGCGUAACGAACCGUUUUGAAACUUUGUAAUAUUUAUUCAACAUGUUAGGAUGAACAUUCAACCAAAAAAAUUUAGAAAAAAUAGUCUUAUAUUUGACAAUUCAACAUAAACAACAGGUGUAGCCAUAGGCGUUUUUUGCCUUUAUACAUGCUCUAGUCAAAACAGGUUAUAUACAGCAGACCAAACAGUGAAGAACAGUGAAAAAAUAUAUACCAUCUAACACAAAAAGUGUUUAGAGGCCAUCUCUUUAUGAGUUUAGGUAUUGCGGCCCAUCACCUGAUGAAAACUAUGUACACACAAUCAAGCUUCUUGAACACACAUUUAUAUACACAAAUUGAGAAGACUGAUUGUGGUAAAAAAAAUAUAUAUAUAACAUUGGGGGGAAAAAAGUAUUUUCAAAAAUAUUUACAAUAAACAAGUUAAUUUUUUUUCAGGCAUGCCACUCCGAAAAGCAGUUUCGUCCUGGAAUUAGACACGGGGCUACAUCACACAGCUCAAACUUCCAUGGGGUGUCGGUCCUCUUUCCACCCUUCCAUUUUCAUUUCACUUUACUUUCAUUGUCACUAUAAAUGUACAUGAAAAAAGUCAGUAUUUAUGGAAAUAAUAAAGUAUAAAAUAAAAAUAUAUACAGCAAUAAAUAAUAAUGGAAAUCUAUAUGUAUGACAAUAGAAAGAAUACCAUAGCUGAAUAUGUGCUACAUCCCUAAUCUUCAUAUAGAAAGAACACCACAAAUGAUAAAUUCCUGCCUGGGAUACCCACAGUGCACGUACGACUUUGAUCUGCUAUGCACAUUUUAUUAUUAUAUACACAAACACACACUUAUAUUGCAUCAAAAUUAACUUUGUCUUGCAAUAUCAAAAGAAACUUUCAAAAGAAACUUUUUCAGCAUAAAAAAAAAAGAGUGAGUUGGCUUACCUCUGCUCGUCGAUGGCGUCACCCACGUAUUCAAAUCAGUCACUAUCUUCACUCGAGGACUCUUCCGAAGAAGACGAUGAUGACGAAUUUGGACCAUCCUCUUCCUCAAGUUGAUCAAAAAGCACAAUUGCUUGCGCUAAAUUUAGUUUUCCGUUCAUUGUCAAAGUCACACAAAGUCGCUGCUCGAUCCAAACGGCCAUCGCUCGCCACCUCGCUGCUUCAGAACACUCCUCCCUCUCGUUCGGUAGAACCUCGCACGGCAGUUAUAUUUAUUAAAAAAAAAAAAAAAAAAACGCAUUUUGUGCUUCCACUGUGACUUUGAAAGGGUUCGUUUGAUUUGUUUUUUUCAUAGAGCUUCUGUUUUGAAAAAGGACAAGAAAUGAUGGAAAUAUAGACGUAAACAGAUGAUCCAUGCAGCGUUUUAAUGUUUUUUUGAGAGGACAAUAAAACUUAAAUGACAAUAUCUCACGUUCUAGUUGGUCGAUUGACUUCAAAUAAUGAGGGUAAACCGCAACUUGCGCACUUUAAAACGAGACCAACCAACGGCGUGUGGGUGACGUAAUUAAAACGUGAGGGCGCUUCUAAGACGACGUGCGACUCUCAAGGGUUAAAUAAACAAAUAAAACCCGAGGGAAAACCGCAGUGAGAGGCAAACGGGAAAAAAACAAGGCGAUGAUGCAACUAGCAAUGCAGGGAUAUAGCCAACAAACUGUCAGAUGGCAGCAAGUCAGUAUGUCGGCAAGCCGCCUAGGAUUGGUUUAAAGAUGCUGCUGAUGAACUGGAAUAGGAGGUAGGAGGUCGGGAACCCAUCUCACAGCUCUGUCAUAAAACGAUCUGACCAGCAGCAGAACGUGACAAAAUCAUGCCAGUCGUCCUACUCUUUUCGCUUGCUAGCUCACACAGCUGUUGUUGCAGUCCAGUCCACCCGCAUUAUCACCCCGAGCAUGCAUUGCGUGCGUGAAAACCAACUAAAUAUUAGAUUUUUUGAUCAACGGCAAUCAUAAAUGUGUUUCUAACACCAUAUUUUGGCAAAAGAGAAUAAUUGUGGCUUAUUUUAGCCUACAGUGUAUCACAAAAGUAAGUACAUCCCUCGCAUUUCUGCAGAUAUUUAAGUAUCUUUUCAUGGGAUAACACUGACAAAAUGACACUUUGACACAAUGAAAAGUUAUGUGUGCAGCUUAUAUAUUAGAGUUCAUUUAUUUUCCCCUCAAAAUAUAGCUAUUUUUAUGUUUGUGAGACUCAGGAGAAGAAAAUGCGGGGAUGCAAUGCGUGGUUGUGUUUUGUGUGAUCACAUUUGUGACGAUGCCUGUCCAUAAUGAUAGUAAAUUAAAGCCUGUGUUUUGUAACGAAUUUUCCCAGUUAAACAAGACUGUAAGAUGCAUAUUCAAUAAACAUAUCUUUUAUA
Molecule: messenger RNA, 5521 nt
Organism: Corythoichthys intestinalis (scribbled pipefish)
Lineage: Eukaryota; Metazoa; Chordata; Actinopteri; Syngnathiformes; Syngnathidae
Product: gastrula zinc finger protein XlCGF58.1-like
Exons: 5
Coding region: 210-2468 (752 amino acids)
Source: RefSeq, a predicted model, not a curated record